CCAAGAAACAUUCGAGGACAAGGUUAACACGGGAAAAGGUGUGUCUAUACACAAACUGUGUAACUGUAUUGAAUCUUGGUUUAUCAGUUUACAGCGAGCAACUUUUCCUGCUUCCCAUUUACUCCUAGAAGUUUUCACAAACUGAACGUCAAAUUUAUCCUGCAACUAUGGGUUCCGGAGUCUCCACCAUGCCUUCCGGAAACACUCACAACCAGCUGAAGAUGAAGUACUCGUCUGAAGCAGAGUUUCCCGACCUGACCAAGCACAACAACCACAUGGCCAAAGUGCUCACCCCUGAUUUAUACGAGCGCCUGCGCAGUAAACAGACACCGAGUGGCUUCACGCUGGAUGAUGUGAUUCAGACUGGAGUCGAUAACCCAGGCCAUCCCUUCAUUAUGACUGUGGGCUGUGUGGCGGGAGAUGAGGAGACCUAUGAGGUGUUUAAGGAGCUGCUGGACCCUGUUAUCAAGGACAGACAUGGUGGAUACAAACCCACUGAUAAACACAAAACCGACCUGAACCCAGCCAACCUCAAGGGUGGGGAUGAUCUGGAUCCCAACUACGUGCUGAGUUCUCGUGUGCGAACAGGCCGGAGCAUUCGUGGAUUUUGCCUGCCACCACACUGCAGUCGUGGCGAGAGGAGAGCUGUUGAAAAACUCUCUGUGGAAGCUUUAGGUGCCCUGAGUGGAGAUCUGAAAGGGAAAUACUAUGCUCUGAAAAAUAUGUCAGAAGCAGAACAGCAGCAGCUGAUUGAUGACCACUUCCUCUUUGACAAGCCUGUGUCUCCCCUGCUGUUGGCCUCUGGAAUGGCCCGUGAUUGGCCUGAUGCCAGGGGAAUAUGGCACAAUGACAACAAAACAUUCCUCGUGUGGGUGAAUGAGGAGGAUCACUUGCGUGUCAUCUCCAUGCAGAAAGGUGGCAACAUGAAAGAAGUGUUUACUCGUUUCUGCACAGGCCUCACCAAGAUUGAGGAGCUGUUCAAGAGUAAGGGACAUGCGUUCAUGUGGAACGAGCACCUGGGCUAUGUCCUCACCUGCCCGUCUAACCUGGGUACAGGGCUGCGUGGAGGUGUGCAUGUCAAACUCCCGAAUAUGAGCAACCACAAAAAGUUUAAGGAGGUGCUCAAGAGAUUACGUCUGCAGAAGCGUGGAACAGGUGGCGUGGACACUGCUGCAGUGGACGGUGUGUUUGAUAUCUCUAAUGCUGACCGGCUGGGCUUCUCUGAGGUGGAGCUCGUUCAGAUGGUGGUAGAUGGAGUCAAGCUGCUGGUGGAGAUGGAGAAGCGAUUGGAGAAAGGCCAGGCCAUUGAUGACCUCAUACCUGAUCAAAAGUAACUCCAGCAACUAUCCUUCUACCUCACUCAUCCAAAAUUCCCCUCUUCAUUCCCCCCCACCACAUCCCACUCCUAUGAGAUUAAAUAAAAGGAUGUAUAUUAAAUUUAAGACACCCUUAAUAUGGUGACAAAUGAAUUAAAUGCUCUGCCAGUUUACACCUGUCUAUUGUAUUGUCUCAAAAAUCAGUAGUGGUUGAAGCCAUAACAUAUGGACCUGUUAAAUGAUAUAAAAUCUAACUAUUAUCUGCAAUUGUUUUAAAGUUAACGCUAAAACAAACACAAUUGUAUUUAUCAUAAAUCAGCAUUCACGUUAGCAAUUGUUUAACAUAAGGUAUCUAAAGUGUUCAGAACAUUUGUCAUUCUGGGACGAUGUUGGGCAAUCCCCUCGGUGUAUGCUUGCUUUGAGUGCGCUUGUCUGCCUUCCCACAACCAAGUCAAGCUAAAUCAUGUAUUUUAUAUUCACAACUAUGGGAUAUACCCCUGCACUUUUUAGAAGAAAGGAUGGUUUAUGAAUGAGUAAUGAGUGUAGACUGAAAGAACAAUUUAAGCUAGCAAAUAAAGCCAGUCAUGUACAGCUGAUUUAAUAGAAUCCAUAACUGUGAGCAAUUACAAGUAGCUCUUUAAAAUAUUAGAGCUCUUGAGAGUAUGAGGAAUAGCAACAAUGUAAUAAUUCAAAUCAAAAGGUGCUUUAUUUACAAAUGGGUAAUGGGCAUAAAAUAAAUAAAACUUUUCACUCCGGUCUUGCAGCAUUCACACAGUGAAAGUGAACUCAAACUGGGUCGCUGGAUCACAUUCAAGUACAAGCACAAAACCUUGACAA
Molecule: messenger RNA, 2153 nt
Organism: Ictalurus punctatus (channel catfish)
Lineage: Eukaryota; Metazoa; Chordata; Actinopteri; Siluriformes; Ictaluridae
Product: creatine kinase B-type
Exons: 8
Coding region: 168-1334 (388 amino acids)
Biological process (GO): phosphocreatine biosynthetic process
Molecular function (GO): creatine kinase activity
Source: RefSeq, a predicted model, not a curated record